Monopterus albus (swamp eel) is the source of this 2875-nucleotide messenger RNA. RefSeq names its product RAB27B, member RAS oncogene family (gene rab27b). Lineage: Eukaryota; Metazoa; Chordata; Actinopteri; Synbranchiformes; Synbranchidae. Gene Ontology annotation, molecular function: GTPase activity; GTP binding. The record is from RefSeq and is a predicted model, not a curated record. The transcript is spliced from 6 exons. Bases 31 to 789 code for a protein of 252 amino acids.
GUGUGCGUGGGUGUGCAUGCACGUGUGCGUAUGUGGCACGAUACUCAGUCUCCAAAGCCACAGUCCUUUAUCAGCCGCUGCACUUCUGCUCUUUCUGCGAACUGCGUACAGCGUGUGUCUGUAGUCAGGAGUGUGCGUGGGUGUGCAUGCACGUGUGCGUAUGUGGCACGAUACUCAGCAUGGCUUUUUGUGGUCAUCACUAUGACUGAUGGAGAUUAUGACUACCUUAUAAAGCUCCUUGCCCUGGGGGACUCUGGUGUGGGGAAGACCACCUUCCUGUACCGAUACACAGACAACAAGUUCAACCCCAAGUUCAUCACCACAGUCGGCAUCGACUUCAGGGAAAAAAGAGUGGUGUACACAUCAUCCAACACCAAUGGAACAGCCACAGGGAAAACCUUCAAGGUUCACCUUCAGCUCUGGGACACAGCUGGACAGGAGAGCCAGCAGAGCUUCCUCAAUGUUAGAAACUGGAUGAGUCAGCUACAGGCCAACGCUUACUGUGAGAGCCCAGAUAUCGUGUUGGUAGGAAACAAGGUGGACCUGGCCGACCAGCGGGAAGUUCAGGAGAAACAGGCCAAGGAGCUGGCUGAUAAAUACGGGAUCCCAUACUUUGAGACAAGUGCAGCAACAGGAGCGGAGGUGGACAAGGCGGUGAUAACGCUGCUGGACCUGGUCAUGAAGAGGAUGGAGCAGUGCGUUGACAAACCGCCUGCUGAUCCAGCCAGUGGGAACGGAACCACAAAGCUUAGUGAUGCACAGCCCGGCGAGAAGAAAUGUGCAUGUUAGAUCAAGAGGCGACUGAGGAAACGACCAGUCAGCUCUGCUGUCAUUUUCUACUCAGCACAUUCUCUCCCUCUUCUGCUUUCUCCUUCUCUGUCAAAUUUGAUUGCAUGUUCCAUCUUCUUUACUUCACUCCCUUUUUCUAAAACUAACCUUUAACAUUUUUCUUUUCCUUCCUAUAUUCUUUCUUCUUUUCCCUGUCUUCCCUGGCAAUGACACAACUCUACCCCCCUCUAGUGGAUAUUCAAGGUAAGACAGUCUCAGCCUGUCUGCCUUUGAGCUCUGUUUAGGAAGAAAUGGGAGGAAAUGAAAAUAGGAGACAGUUUCAUCACUGUCAGACACAUGCUGUGCCUCGAUUAAAACAUGCAGCCUGGGAAUUAAACUCUGCAUGGUCCAACUUUAUCUGCUCACAAGUGGUUUCAAUGAUUUAAAUGGCCCUAAACUGACAAAAAAAGAUGUUUAAACGUCAAUUUGAGCUUUUUAAAAACUGAUCUGUUGAGCACUUCAGAAAUGAAAAAAGGUUGUACUUCAUGUUUAGGCUGUCAAGCUGUUUGGGUCAUAAUGAGGUUAUGUAUCUGUGUAAACUAAGUCGGGGUCCUUUCCUAAAACUCUUCCUCCUGGACCAGGCUGAGCAACUGGGUGACUAAUGUGUUUUUAUUGUAAGUUUUUCACACUGUGUUCUAUGCUGUACCUCUACAGUAAGUUUUUGGUGUUAAGAGCAAUUUUAUCUGGUUUACAGAUGCUAAAAGUGCAUGUUGGAGCUCUUCAGCACCUGGGAGGGGCUGUUUACGGUUUGUUGUGUAGUAAUUGCGUUUAACCAUACAGCUUGUCUGUCAGCUGUGAUGACUUUUUCUGAAUCAUCAGUGAUUUGCUUUUGUUUGGUCACAGUAACAUACCCUUGUUAUCAGCGAACACAUUUAAGAUACGUGUUGACAUCUUAAUCCACCAUGAAUUGUGCACAUAAAUAUUAGACCUAUUUUAAACUUUGGUUUUAUAGUAAACAAAAAUACACAGACUGCCCCCACCACAAAGAGUGCUUUAUUUUUCAUAAGCAAACUGGUCAGAGUAUGUGCUUUUGCUUUUGGCCACUUAUUCCCAUAUUGUGCCAAAACACUUGUUAAAUUGAACCUUUGACACUAGCGUCACCUUGUAGUUAUCAGAAACAUGUAAACCCGCUGACUACACAGAACUGUCAUAAUACAGCUAACCAUUGCUGACUUCAUGUUUGCACAGUGAUCAAUUAGCAGGUAAUGUAACUAGCUAGCAGCUAACAAGCUAAUAUUGAGUGUUAGCCACUGCUAAAAUAAAUUGGCAUGUGGCACAAAAGCAGUUGAUGUGUUAUCACUAAACCUUUUCAUAUCAUUCUUCUCACCACUGGCUGCUGUGCCUGUUGAGUCAUUGCUUUCUAUGGGAUUACUUGACUGUGAAGCAGCGCUCAUCCAUCUGUCUCUGAAUUUUGAUACCAAAACAAUGGCAUGUUGUAAAUUUGGCCAACAUGACCUGCCCAGCUGUUCGUACACGACUGUCAUACGAUUUAUUAAAUAUAGCAGCUUUUGGAAUUUGGUUCUUUUUACACUACAUAAGACACUUGUUCAUGUCAUUUUUCUAAUUGUAUGUAUUGUUUCUGUUUCCCAGCCCUACACAACUUUGAAAAGUCAACACAGCAACAGCCUCCAAAUUGCUAGCUCAGCUAGCUCUCUGUUAGCAGCCCAGUUGGUUAUGGUGUGCUUUUGUACUGCUAACUCUCCGUUGGUCUGUCCUUCAUAAUGUUUUUAGAUUUGCAGAUGUUAUGCUGUUUACAUUCUAGGACGAAUAAGGGUACAGCAUAACACAAGUGCAAUGGAGGAAAAAGCCAACAUUGUGUAUUAUUAAUAGAGUCCUAGACCAGCUUAAACAUAAUGUUCCAAUGGAUCUACUGCCUUCUUGUAAAGCGUUGUCACCGUGACUUACCAACAUUUAACUGAAAACUAAAUUGUGAUUAAAAAAGGGUGUUUUACAGAUUGGAUGUAUGAGUCAGUACAGAUGUACAGAGAAAAAUGAUGAGGGCAUAAUCAUAUCUAAUCAGGAAGAUUAGGUUUAUUUUCUAUCAUGA